Messenger RNA from Corythoichthys intestinalis (scribbled pipefish), 3642 nucleotides. It is a transcript of the gene nphp1, whose product is annotated as nephronophthisis 1. Gene Ontology annotation, molecular function: protein binding. The transcript is spliced from 20 exons. Bases 329 to 2410 code for a protein of 693 amino acids. Gene Ontology annotation, cellular component: cilium; cytoplasm. Gene Ontology annotation, biological process: protein localization involved in establishment of planar polarity. NCBI's taxonomy places the organism in Eukaryota, Metazoa, Chordata, Actinopteri, Syngnathiformes, Syngnathidae. The record is from RefSeq and is a predicted model, not a curated record.
AAUGCUAGUUCAGUAACUACUUCGACAUACUGCGACAUACGACAUAUUAAAAACAAAGUGGUUCUUUCCGAAACCGCUAAAUUUCUUCCAAACAAGCCCAUAUUUUAUCAACUCACCCAAUUGUUUUCCCUCCCGCCUCAAGUCUAGGAAAUUUGCCCAAAUGGGCUAGCAACAUUGCACAUUAAAGACUUUCCGGCGACGAAGAAGAACAGGCCGAGCUGCCUAGCGACCAGCGGACCAAUGGGCGAACGGCGUCGCGUCGCAGCUAGUUAGCUCGCCAAGCUAACCUACACAAAUUGAAAUUAUGUUAGAUAAAACGAGCGAUUAAAUGCCGCCCAAGGCAAGGGGACCGCUGCAGUUGGUCCACAGGGAGGUGGACAACAUACGAGGGCAGCUCCAAAGUCUGUUGAAAGAUGUUCAGAAUAAGGUGGAAAGUAAAGAAGAGUCCUUUCGAAGAUGCACAGAACUCAAGAUAUCCGCAGAGAAAACACUAAAGCACCUGACAAAAUUGACUAAGGCUGAUGAGAUUGCUCCUGUGGGACACUACGACCAGAGGAAACUAGAGGAAGUAGGACGACUGCGCAACAUCCUGGAGCAGCUGAACAACCUGUCUGACAAGCUCUCACCACCUGGAACCAGCGCCGAGCCAGAUCCAGGUGACAGCGAGAAAGAAGAUAGCGAAGAAGAAACCGAAGAGAGCGAUGAGGACGACAGCGACGAAGCUGCUAAUGAUGAGAAUCAAAAGAACCAAAGCCAAGCGGUGAACGCGCCUCGGGAAUCGGAGCCUUGCAUCUACACGGCACUUAGCGAUUUCAAAGGAGACCAGGAAGGAGAUUUGACGAUCCAGCUGGGUGAAACAUUAAAGAUCAUCAGAAAGACAAGCGAUGGCUGGUGGCUUGCUGAGAACACCAAGGGCGAAAGAGGAGUGGUGCCAAGAACGUACCUGAAGAUUGGUUCAAACCUCAAUGACGGCAAGGACGAGGACGAUGAAGAAGAAGAAUCCGAUGAGACCGAGGAGGAGAAAGAGGAGUCCGACGAGCUGAGCAACAACGAUGAUGACAAACAAAGUUGUGCUCCCAAGACCAACUGGUCCACGUUCAGAAAAGCUCUCACUGAGAUUGACGCUACGGACGUCCUCUCUGCCAUGGGCGCCAUUCCUUCCGGAUUUAGGCCUUCAACUCUCAGUAAACUGCUUGAGGAAGAAGGCGACAAAUACAAAGGAAGUCGGUACAUGCAGCCGGAGCUCAGCCAAUCGCAGCUCUCCUUCAGCGACCUCUUCUUAGACCCCGACACUGGCAAGCUCAUUCCACCGAGGUUGCGGUCCUCCUCCCAGGUGCGUUCCCGCCAAACCCGGACAUGUGUUUGCUUCACCCUGUGGAGUUGUAAGAAGAUCCCUAAACCCGGUGUCGCCCUCCAAGUCCUAAGCAGACACAUUCGCCUUUGCGCCUUCGAUGGAAUCCGGGUGCUCAGCAACAUCCACACAGUGAGGGCAACCUACUCCAGCAAGAAACCCAGGGUUUGGCUUUUCUCCCCACGGACAUCCGGCGUCACGCCCUCCCUGCUGGACGGCGACUGCUUCCUGCGCUGCGACACCGACAACCCUGGCCUCGGUAUCCUCUUUGAGCUCGGCGUCACCUUCAUACGCAACUCCACGGGUGAACGAGGAGAUCUGAGCUGCGGUUGGGCUUUCUUUAAGCUAAGCGAUGACGCUGGAAAUCCCGUCCCUAACAGAACCUACGAAAUCCCAGUGUGUGGCGGCACUCCUUACGAGACGAACGUCGACGUGGAGGGCGCCCCUUCUCCACCGUCGACGGCGGGAAAAUUCUACCAAAUGCUGAAAGCGCAGCGGCAGCCGAAACUCAUCGUCAAAUUCAAGACACCUAACAGUCGCCUUAAAACGCAACUAAGCCUCCUGCCUGACACUCUCGUACACUGUCUCAACUGCAUUCCUUUGCUAGCUAUGUACCGUCAGCUUCUAGCUGACGCGCUACUGGUGGACCGGCCCACCAUGCAAAACGCAGAUUUGAUAUUCAAUCCGGUUCUCGCCGCUUUCCCGGCUCUCGUGGAUCAACCCGACAUGCUGGAUGCUGUCAGGACUGCUUGGAUGGACGCGCACAGCACCAUGAAGUGGUCACAAAAGAGAGAAGAGGCUCAGGUGAAGGAGAAGUUCACCCAGACGUUCCUUUCGUCGGUGUCGCUCCUGCUAUACUCUUCUUCUAUGCCGCCAUACCGCUGGGCUGACGCGUCGUCGGAGGAGCGGCGGUCCCGCCUCAUCUCCUCCACGCUGGAGGCGCUCAAGAAGGCCCGCGGAAAAACGGGGAGUCUGGAAGCACUGACCGACCCCGCCGCCACUCACGUGGCUUUCGACAUCUCAGAGAUGACCUUUGACCUCUUGCGUGAGGCUAGAUAGGACGCCACUGUUCAGAAAAAAAAGUUCCAAAAAGUGAGAUUUAUUUUUGUAAUAUUUGUAUUCAGAUGUAAAGUAGUGAGUUGAUUAAUAUUAACUCAUUCACUCCCAGCCAUUUCCACUGGGGCAACCCCCUUCGCUCCCGGCCGUUUUACUGGAUUUUGACUGAUUUUGCAAGGCCCACAGAAAAUUCUGUUUUAUUGUUAUAUAAACAUGGAACCUACCAAAAGAAAGAUUAGACUCUGUUCUUUCAGCAGGAAAAAAGUAACUUCAUAUCUUUUUCCAUUCUUUAGAAAUCUGCAUUAGAAAACAGCUUAGUUUGAGCAAUUUUCCAAUUUCUGAUGAAAAAACAGAGAAAUUGACCUUUUUGUGAAAGCAUACAUUUCAAACAUAACUUUGACUUUAACACAGCUAUUUUUUUGCUUUAGUUACAUCCCAAACAUCUGAAUAAUGUUUUCCUUUAACAAAAUAACAUAAAGAGAUAAAUGGAGCUUUUGAUAGCAAAGUAACAAUUUAUUUACGCAUAACUCACUGAGAGUUCACGCUGUUGUGGCUGCGACAGACGCAUAAACUUUUCCCUCAUCGCCGCCUGUCUCAUAAAGAUGGAUUUUUUUUAGUCUCUGCGGGGACUCAACAGCAUCGUCCGCUGCACUGGUGGUCCCGGUCAUUCUGCUCGGUCGUCCAGCGCCUGGUAUCCCGGGCGUCCUCUAGGUUGUUCUCCAUUCGGUCAUCUUCCGCCGGCGCCCCGGCCAUUCGUUGCCGUUGAAACAGGUUGCAGGCUUUACCAAAUGCGCUACUGCCCUCCAGUGGCCAGUUUUAUUGCCUUAAAAUUGAUUUUCAGCUUUGUGCUUUGGAGCUAAAUUGAAUCAGAACCCAGAGAUGUCUCUUGUAAAAAAAAUAAAAAUAAAUUAAAAAAAAGGAAAAGACGUAGAAAUACGUCUUUGGGACACUGAAACAAUUAAAAAUAGAAUGUUUUUACCGGUAUACGUUUUUGGGAGCAAAUGAGUUAAAAGAAUAAUUAGACUUUUUUUUUUCUUAUUCUGCCAUUUAAACCCAUAUUUUGUCAUACAAAUACAUGUUACAUUUCAAUAAUUUCAUUGAACUGGUGUAUAUUCUAUAAAUAUAUCAUAUGUAGACCCCAAUCACCAACGUCACACAAUCACGUGAUCGCUGUAUUGUGCCGCCAUAUUGUCCGUCAAUGAGUGUCCGUAUUGUCAAUGAUUGUAGUUUCUAAA